GCAGGCAGGCCAAGGAGGCGUUGUCGUAAAUGUGCCGCAAAGCAGCUCUGUUUAUCAAGGAGACGCCUAAUCAUUAGGUUUCUGAUUGUCGGCUUAAGCAAGGGACGAUGGACAGGAAAAAGAAGCCUUUGGACGUGACUGUGGCCUCGCUGGUAGACUUGAAGGCUGAACUUUUCCGAAAACAGGAAGAAUUCAAAAAAGAAAAACUUCUGAAAGAUGCUGGAGCCCCUGUAAAACCAAAAGCAACUAGCAAGAAACCAAGCAUUUGGACUAAGCAGAACAAAGGUGUUUCAGAUCGAGCUGAGAAAGAUGCUGAGCAGAAGAUAGAAGAGCAGCAAACAUUGGAUAAAUCAAGACAGAAACUAGAAGAAAAAGCACAGCUCUAUGAAAAGAUGACCAAAGGAGACUUUCCAGAUGAAGAAACUGAGGAUUUGUACCUUGUGGAUUUCACUCAGAAGAUCAUAGACAAACAUCGAGAAGUACAAGAACUGUGUGCAAAUGAAGCUGCUAGGCAGGCUGCAGAAAAGGACAAAGAGGAAGAAGAAAGAGUCUCAGAAGUAGAGAUUCCACCUCCACAGGAUCCCACUGAGGAAUGGGUUGACUAUGUGGAUUCCCUAGGUCGAUCUAGACGUUGUAUGAAGAAAGAUUUGCCACAUCUACUUCAAAUGGAUAAAGAGCUCCAGGGGAAGAGGCAAAUGACUGAAGGGAAGACUUUGUUGUCUGAAGACAUGAGAAGGGAGCUUCAACGUCAGGAAUGGGAAAAAGAGGAAGAAGAAGCCCUAAGGAGACCAAUGGGACCAAUACACUAUGAAGACAUUCGAGAAAAUGAGGCCAGACAGCUUGGUGUUGGUUACUUUGCCUUUGCCCGUGAUCAAGCUUUGAGGAAAAAACAAAUGGAAACUUUAGAAAUGCUAAGAGAACAGACUACAGACCAGAGAACAAAACGUGAACAUUUAAAGGAGAAACGGAAGGCUGUUCUGGAGGCUAGGCUGUCCAAAAUUAGAGCAAAGAAGCGACUAAGAGAUGGCGACACAAAGGAAAAUGGAGCAGAAGAUGUUGUUGAUCCAGUCCCAGCUGAGGCCAAGCCUGUUGAAGUGCCAAGGGUUUCUACAGAAAGUAGAAAGGUGGAAGUUGUCAUUCAGGAAAGAAAAGAUACUAAGCCUGGAGUACCCUAUGUUCGAGAAUGGGAUAAAGGCAAAGAAUUCACUUUUGGAAUGUGGUCAAAAAAGCAGACAGAACUAAGGAAUGAACGAGACCCAGAAUUUGCACCACCUUCUGCUUACUUUGUGGGCCAGAAAAGAGCUUGUGACUUUAAAACCCAGAAUUGGAACAAACCUGGAUCUUCAUAUGAAACAAUAGAACAAAAUCUGACAAGAAAUUUGCCAUCCUCCUCAACAGAAACUCUCAACAAUAACUCACAGAGCAAUCAGUUCCAGCCCACACAGGCAUAUGAGAGCAGCCCGCAAAAUCAAAAGCCAACUUACCAAAGUUUAGAUGAUAUGCUGUCCUACUAUAAACAAGUGACAUGAGCCUUACAUAUGAUAUAAAUCAUACCAAUAGUGUAUAGAUGAAGUAGAGAACUUUCUUUAGGGUUCUGACUACUUGCUCUCAUUAAAUGCUUGCCUUGCUCAGACGGAUAUAAAAUGUCUUUGCUCUGAGAUACUUUUAGUCUUACUGCAAAAACCAUGCUACUUCUGUCAAUACUGCUAUUAAAAGUUUCUGUUUUAAAGGUGA
Sceloporus undulatus (fence lizard) is the source of this 1734-nucleotide messenger RNA. RefSeq names its product coiled-coil domain containing 174 (gene CCDC174). The transcript has 11 exons. Gene Ontology annotation, cellular component: nucleus. The record is from RefSeq and is a predicted model, not a curated record. Bases 108 to 1529 code for a protein of 473 amino acids. NCBI's taxonomy places the organism in Eukaryota, Metazoa, Chordata, Lepidosauria, Squamata, Phrynosomatidae.